This is a messenger RNA of Lodderomyces margitis, 1146 nucleotides long. RefSeq lists its product as uncharacterized. Bases 1 to 1146 code for a protein of 381 amino acids. The record is from RefSeq and is a predicted model, not a curated record. NCBI's taxonomy places the organism in Eukaryota, Fungi, Ascomycota, Pichiomycetes, Serinales, Debaryomycetaceae. The transcript has a single exon.
AUGAAGAUUGAAGAGAUACCAACAACUGCUGCGGAAAUUGGCCUUGAAGGAAUCCUCAAGAGUUUGAAAAAUAUCCCACAGUCCCCGGAAAAGUACCAACAUGAUCUUAGAGCUCUAGAGGACUCGUCAUAUUGGAAUUUGGAUGUUGUGCGAGCAAUAGCUUUACACGCAAAUCCAAACUUAGCUUGGUGUUCAGAGGCCAAUGCACUGAUAGUCGAAGCCAUUGUACAAACCAAGGACAUUGAUCAGUAUCUUUAUCCAUUCAUUCAGGACGACUUUUGUCCGCGGUUGAAAAAUAUUGAAAAAGUGGCACAUUGGGGCCGAGGCAAACAACUGGCUUUGAAACCUCGACCCUCUUUCCAAGAUCAGAAAUUUGAUGCAUCUACACUAGCGCAGGCAUGGUUUUUGAUAGACGUCACAAACAAUCAAGAUAAGGAGAUAUGCAAGUUGACUCUCUUGCUAAUCAUUGACACCUUACAGUUCGAUAUCCCGGCUAAGAUCCAAGCAUGCAAAUUGCUAGAGCACUUGCAAAUACAAGACACACCUUCUAUAAGGAACUUGAUUGAACCGUUGCAACAAAACUUGGCAAAAUGUUUGAACCACAUACCCAGCAUAACACCAGAGACUGACUCGUUUCUGUUACUAUCUGUGGCAUAUCCAUGUAUCUACAGACUCGAUAGCGAAUUUGGCACUGAUUUGAACUUCAUUGAAACUAUUGCCACGAUUCUAUCCUCCAUAAGUCAUGUGGUUAGCUACCCAAAGCUAGCGUCCUUUCUACUAGACCAAUUAAGCGUGUGUAUUAGUCACAUUGGAAUCACCGUGCUAGUAAGUAUAACUAAAAUCUUUUACACUUUGAAUCAAAUCAUUACGAAUGUCGGUAUCUUGGAGCAACUGCCGUCAAUUAUCCAGCAUGCAUUAGAAGUGGAGAAUGCUAUUAUACAACUCGAGUCGCCUUUGGUUUACACUUUUAUCUACGAUCUAAUGGGGGCAUAUUAUAUACUACGAAAGAGAGUUGAAACAUACAACAUCAAAGGCUUGUCUGAGGACAUCCAAAGAAAUAUGUCCUCAUUGAAGCAAUUAUCUAUUUUCUGUGAUAAAUUGUCUGAAUUUGAAGAUAUACAGGACUCUAUAAACAAGAUUAAUUAG